AUGAAAAGAAAACCAGUUUGGAAGGGAUUAAAAACUGGCGUUCCACACGAUUGUCUCUCUGAUAAAUGUCUCAGAAAGUGGUCUCCACCACCAUAUCAGGUUAUUGUAAAUGAUGAUUACUAUUGUCCAUCAUGUGUAUUGCACCAUCGGAAUAAUAUGAAUAGAUUUAAGGAGGGUCAUCUGGUAUGGUCUUCACAUGUACCAAAUACUUUUUAUUUAUUCCAAAUUACAGAUCCACAAACAAAUAAGAAACUAUUCAAAUUUGGAAGAACACAACACCUUGAUUCUCUGAAAAGGUAUUCUACAGCAGAAUUGAAAGGUUAUGACAUGAAAUUAUUAUUGCAAUUGAGAGGUAGAUUAGAAACCAUGACACAAAUAGAGAAUUGGUGGAAAGAACAAGCAGAGUUAAUGGAUUUGUUUUCUCGAUUUUCUGAUGAAUCUUUUCAUGGACUUACUGAAUGUUUAGAAAUGGAUGAAACAUCAUUGGAGGAUUUUAUGGCCUAUAGUAAUGCGAUUGAGAAGUCUGAUAGGUCAAAGUUUGAGGAGUGGAAUCGUCAAUACUGUGAAAGGUUGCAACAAUUUAUAGAUAAAAGAGUUUCGUCAACAAUUGGAGAACAAUCCAAUGUUGAAUAA
Messenger RNA from Naegleria gruberi, 633 nucleotides. RefSeq lists its product as uncharacterized. The record is from RefSeq and is a predicted model, not a curated record. Lineage: Eukaryota; Heterolobosea; Eutetramitea; Acrasida; Naegleriidae. The transcript has a single exon. Bases 1 to 633 code for a protein of 210 amino acids.